AUGAACGCGGGCCCCCUCAGCCCAGGCACCCGCCGGCGGCUUCUCCAGGGUCAGGCAGGCCUCCUCCCAGAGCCUCCAUCCAACAGUGUGGCCAUCUUCAUCAGCUCCACGGUCUCAGCCAUCCGCUCUCCCAAGCCAGUAGGGGCCAGCUGUGGCACUCCUGAGGUAGCCAUCCGCUCUCCCAAGCCAGUCGUCGAUCUGAGGUGGGGGAUUCAGCACGCACAGGCCACUGACCACAUGACCACGGAACUCUGCUUGGAGGAGCUGGAUCGGUGUCGGAAAACAUCCCUAGGGCCGGCUUUUGUUGCCCUCCUAGGUGACCAGUACGGCCCCUGUCCGGUCCCCACGCUGAUCGAGGAGAAGGAGUGGGAGGCACUGAAGGCCCAGCUGACCACCAGGCCAGGUGACCUGGAGCUGGUGGCUCACCACUUCCGGAGGGACGAGAACACUGUGCCCCCCAGCUACGUGCUGCAGGCCCUGGGCACCAGGGACACCCAUGCGCCGGAGGAGGCCACCCUGACCUCUGUGCUGCGCUGUGGAGCCCAGGAAGCCUGGAGGCUGGGCCUCAUCACCCAGGAGCAGUGGCAUCGCUACCAACGGUCAGUCAUCGAGUGGGAGAUAGAACGGGGUCUGCUGAGCUUGACAGAUGGGGAGCAGGGGGCCACUGUCUUCUUGAGGGAGAUCCAGGACCUGAACAGACACAUCCUGGAAGACUGUGCCCUGAAGCUGGUGGACCGGCUCGCAGACGGCUGCCUGGACACAGACGCCCAGAACCUUCUCAGCAGCCUCAAGGGGCGCAUCGCUGACAUGCAGCCGGGAGUCCUCAAGGCCCACCACCUGCCGUGGAGCCGAGACCUGGUGAACCCCAAAAAUAAGGCUCACGCCCGGUACCUGCAGGAGCUGGGGGAGCAGUUUGUGGCCAGGGCUAACCACCAGGUGCUCCAGCGCCUCCGGGAGCUGGAGGCGGGCCGGCAGGAACUGGCCUGGCUCUACCAGGAGAUCCGCCACCACCUGGGGCUGAGUGCCGAGGCCACCAGGACCUUCUGUGGGCGCCAGGAGCUCCUGGCCCGGGUGGGGCAGCGACUCCGGCAGAGUGACAAUCACCCCCACACGCCCCUGGUGCUUCUCGGACCCCCAGGCAUCGGGAAGACGGCUCUGAUGUGCAAGCUGGCGGAGCAGAUGCCGGGGCUGCUGGGCGGCAAGACGGUGACCGUCCUGCGGCUUCUGGGGACAUCACAGAUGAGCCGCGAUGCCCGCAGCCUGCUCCGGAGCAUCUGCUCCCAGGUGUGCCUGGCCUACGGGCUGCCCCUGCCUCCCGCCCAGGUCCUGGAGGCCCACAGCAGGGUGGUCCAGUUUUUCCACACCCUCCUGCACACCGUCUCCUGCCGAAACUUCGAGUCCCUUGUGAUCCUGCUGGACGCCGUGGAUGAUGUGGACUCCGCCCACCGUGGGAGGAGGGUCCCCUGGCUGCCUCCCAAGUGUCCCCCCAGGGUCCACCUCAUCUUCUCGGCCUGCUCAGGGCAGCGGGGAGUUUUAGACGCCGUGCAGCAGACGAUCAAGGACCCAGAGUCCUACUGGGAGGUGGGACCCCUCUCCAGCAGCCAAGGGCAAGAGAUGAUCCGGCUCCUGCUGGCGGCCUCCAGGAGGACGCUGAGCCCAGGGCAGAGGGAUCUGCUCUGGGCCGGCCUCCCGGAGUGCGGGCACCCCGGGCAGCUGAGGCUGGCCUUUGAGGAGGCCCGGAAAUGGGCGUCCUUCACCGUGCCCGCCCCUCUGGCCUCCACGGCUGAGGACAUGCUGCACGAGCUGUGUGCCCGGCUGGAGCAGACCCACGGGCAGCUCCUGGUGGCCCGAGUGCUGGGCUACAUUGUGUCUUCCCGCCACGGGCUCUCGGAGGCUGAGCUGAAGGACGUCCUGUCCCUGGAUGAUGAGGUCCUGCAGGCUGUGUACCAGGACUGGACCCCGCCCAGCAAGGAGCUGCUGCGUUUCCCACCCCUGCUGUGGGUGAGGCUCCGCCGUGACCUGGGCAACUGCUUGGCCAGGCGGCCUGUGGAUGGCUUCACACUCCUGGCCGUCGCCCACAGACAGCUGGCUGAGGUGGUCCGGGAACGCUACUUGUCGGGGCCCGAGAAAGCCACGAGGCACGGAAUCUUGGCUGACUUCUUCUUGGGAGCCUGGAGCCAGGGCACCAAGAAACUCAUCACCCUGCCACUGGUGGGGAAGCCCCUGAACCUGGACCGCAAGGUGGCCCCCCAGCCUUUGUGGUUCUCGGAAACUGUUGCAAACCUGCGGAAGCUGAAGGAGUUGCCCUAUCACCUGCUCCACUCGGGCCGCCUCGAGGAGCUGAAGCAGGAGGUGCUGGGCAGCAUGAGCUGGAUUUCCUGCCGAGGUGUCUCCGGGGGCAUCGAGAGCCUGUUGGACGAUUUUGACCUGUGUGCCCCUCACGUGGACUGCCCCGAGGUGGGCCUGGUCCGAGAAGCCCUCCAGCUGUGCCGCCCGGCCGUGGAGCUCCGGGGCCUGGAGAGGAGCAUCCUAUAUACAGAAAUCCUGGCCAGACUCCAUUUCUUCGCCACCUCGCAUCCGGCACUGGUGGGAGAGCUGUGCCAACAGGCCCAGCGCUGGUUCCGGGAGUGCCCACACCCUGUGCUGGUGCCUCUCGGAGGAUUCCUCCAGCCCCCAGGAGGACCCCUCCGGGCGACCCUCACUGGCUGUCACAAAGGCAUCACUGCUAUGGCGUGGAGCCUGGAAGAGAAGCUGCUGGUGGUUGGCACCCAGGAUGGCACCGUGGCGGUGUGGGACACGGAAGAGCAUCAGGCGAUCCACAUCCUAACUGGACACACAGGCGAGGUGAGGUGUGUGACCGUGUUUGCCAGAGGGACGCAGGCCAUCUCCGCCUCCAGGGACCGCACCCUGCGCUUGUGGCACCUACUCUCUGGCCAGGAGAAAUUCACCAUUUGGGAUGGAGGCUCAGAAGAUCCCGCUGUACCUCAGAGCCUUCAUGUGGACGAAGCAAGGAAGGUUGUGUACUCAGCAUCUGGCUCCAAGGUCAAUGCUUGGGAUCUGGAAACUGCGGAGCUGAUUUUCCAUAUCCGGGGAGAUGCCUCCGACCCCUGGAUCUGCACGGCAGCGCUGGCUUCCCAGGCCACGCUGCUGACCGUGUCUGAAGGCAGUGUGGUCAGUCUGUGGAGCUCAGCCACAGGAAAAGUGCGGGGGAAGCAACACUUGUCCAGCAUCAAAGAAGAAACACCUACCUGUGGGGUCUCAGUCCAGAAACCAGGACACAUGGUUGUUGGGUUCAGCAAGGGCUCCAUCUGUUUGGUUUCCUCUGAAGGAGACAGCCUGCUGGGGAAGCUUCCGGAAGCUGUGGGGUUCCUGGUCACUUCUGAAGAUGAUUCCCUUCUCGCCGCAGGCUUUGGAAGGUCCGUGCGGAUAUUCUUGGCCAACUCACAGGGGUUUCAUCGAUUCAUGGCCACUGACCUUGAACACGAGGACACAGUGGAGACAGCUGCUUUCGGUCCUGAGAACAACCUGAUUGUCACGGGGUCCCGGGAUGCACUCAUUCAGGUGUGGAGUCUGUCAGAACAGGGGACCCUGCUGGACAUCCUGGAAGGCGUUGGGGCCCCCGUGAGCCUGCUGGCCCAGGGUGGGGCUCUGGUGGCAUCCGCUUCCCAGCAGUCCUCAUCCUUCAAAGUCUGGGAUCUCACUUACAGUCAGAAGCCGCGAGCCUCCGCCCCGUUUCUGGACCGCACUGGCCUCACUGCUGUGUCCCACAAUGGACGCUACAUUUACUUCCCCAAAAUUGGGGACAAAAACAAAGUCACCAUCUGGGAUUUGGCAGAAGGUAAAGAACAAGAUGCCCUGGACACCUCCAAUGAGGUCAGGUGCCUGGAGGUCGCUGAGCAGGCCAAACUCCUUUUCACUGGCCUCGUUUCCGGCAUCGUCCUCGUGUUCCCGCUGAACUCCAGGCAGGAUGUGAUGUGCAUCCCCCCUCCAGAGGCCCGGAAAGCUGUCAACUGCAUGGCCCUGAGUAAGGGCGAGGAGCGCCUGGCCAUCGCCUAUGACAGCAUCGUCUUGGUGUUGGACAUUAACCCUGGGGACCCCUGUCCAGUCAUCGAUGGGCCAACCUACACCUUCUACACCCAGCUGCCUGUGACCAUAUCCAGCGUGGCCGUUCUGGCUGACUACCGUGUGAUUUACGGCAUGACCAGCGGCGACCUCUUCCUUUACGAGUGUGCGAAUUCCAAAGUGUUCCCUCUGGAGGCCCAUGGGAGCCGGGUCACCUGCGUGGACGUCAGCCACAAGGAGCAGCUGGCAGUAAGCGGGUCCGAGGAAGCCCUGCUAUGCCUCUGGGACCUGGAGGUGUGCAAGUGGAAGUUCGAGAUGAGUUACACGAACUCUUACUGUCAAGGAGUCCAAUGUGUUUGCUUCUCCAAGGAUGACAAGUAUGUGUACGCGGGCUUGAGGGAUCGCUCCGUAAUUGUCUGGAGUGUGCUGGAUGGCACCCUGCUGGCCAGCCAGUUUGUCCAUGCCAUAGUGAACAGAAUCAUCCCAACCGCCAAUGGCUUCAUUGCCCCCACCAGACAUGGCUAUCUCAUCCGUGAACGAUUCCAGUGCCCUUCAUCAAGAGCCUCACAACAGGACCCUCUCAAGAACUUCAAGAAGGCAGUGUGGAUGGUCAAAUCAAGGCAGAGAGAAGAGUUGGCUGCUGCUGCAGGGGCACUGCAGGACUCAGGAUUAGGGGGUGCCCAGAGAAAUGAAUGCAAAUCAAACAAACGCUCACAAGUCUGCCUGAUAGUGUAGAACCACCUGUGGGGGUAUGGGGCUCCAAUCUGGCUAAAGUGAAGAAAAUUAUGUAUUGAUGUAUAUCUGGACACAAGGCCUCAUAUCAUGGGACCCAGAUCUUGCUUCUCAACAUCUUUCCAUUCCUAUAUCCUCCUUGUGGGCUCUAUUUGCAGACCUGCCAUCCCUAGGUUAGCAACAUGGUAGCCAAUUCAGUAGGAAAGAGAGCUUCCCUUUCCCUGCAGUUUGAACUAAAAUCUUGGCCUUGAUUCUAUUGAUCUCAGUUGGCUCAUAUGCCCAUCCCAGAACCAAUCAAUUGUCUAAGAGAAUGUAGAACUGUGAUUAAACCAUACUGACCCAAUGACCCAACUGCCCACUUGGGCUGAGCAUGGAGUCAACACCAUCCAACUACGUGGACCUAGAAUGGGAGAAGCUAUUCCCAGGACAGAAACUGGGGCACUGGUACCAGGCAAAGUGGGGAUGGAUGGAUGUGAGACUGACCAACCACAGAUGUGGAUUACAAAGCUUUACAGUUUAUAAAGCACCAGGUGCUAUGGUCUGAUCCUUAUCACAGCCCAUACUUCAGGAAGGGCAUGAGUUUCUGCGUCCAUUGUACAGGUAAGGCAGCUGAGCCUCACUGUGAUUUGCUCAAGGUAACAGCCCUAGGUGCAGGAGCUCUGAGAAACAAGAACCAGGAGCCUUCCUGACCCAUCCUUCUUGUACCACCUGGCUCCAAUUUUAGUCUCACAAGUACAACUACCUAUUCCAUAGGUGGCACGCUGACAUGCCCACAGGGGCCAGUGAAAAAUCUUAAUGAUUAUCAUGCAUCUGGGAGAGGAGCCGAGAGUGGAGACAAUGGGAACAUGGAGGACAUAUGCUCAGUCUAGGGUGGGCGUGGGCACCUUGGCUGUACCUCAGAAUCUCCAUGAGGAAAGCAGUCUACUUUUGCCAGAGCUUUCUGUUGUCGGCAAAGUCAGAAGUCUUGACUUUUACGCAAAAUAUUCCCAUUUUUAAAAGUUGGUGAUUGCCUCAAAUUUACAUCUCCAGACACAUUUAGCCCAUGUUUCCCUAAUUCAUAAGCUGAUUUCAUGACCCAAGCUGGCAUUAAAACAAUAAACUCGUUAGAAUUCGUCCAUCUCUACCCUCUAGCUCCCAAACUUUGAGGAUAAAGAUGCUUUUUUAAAAUCUUAAAAACCGGAGGCUCUUGGAAGCAGACGGAAAAAGCUGCCAACAUCUCCCUGAUAUGCUUUUGGACCAUCUCUGCCCUGUGCAGGUUCAACAGCCCAACUGUUUCCAUUCCACUUCUGUGUCCGUAGUCUUCUAAAAGACCCACUUGGUUCUGGGGCUUUGGUUGAAGGAGAGGAGAGUCCAAAUCUUUAAGGUGCUAUUCCUUCUUCCUUCUGUGAUAUUCAGAAUUCCACAAAAAGUAAACUUAGAAAAACAGAAGCUUUUGAACUGGAUGUGACCUUACUGACUAUCUUGUUUAGUUGUUUCCAAGGAGGGGCUUUGGCAGUUCUGCAUAUAGCAUCAAAUUCCAUUAAAAAAUUUUUUAACUGUAGUUAUAAAAUGCAUGCUCAGUGCAUUGGGCAGCAAGGUUUUAAGGUGUUGGAGAUAACUACCUUAGGAUUCUCCUGCCAUCUCUGUUUAACUUAGAGCGCAAGGGGGACCCUGGAAAAAUUACUUACUCUUUGCCACCAGUUCUCUGUCAGUCAGGGAACAAAGUGGAUGUGUGACCAAGUAAGAUUUCUGGUUUAACAUGUACUAGUAUGUGUCCAUCUCAACAGCCUCAGUGAGAAUCAAUUGCCCUGUGGGUAAAUACUAAGUUAAAGAUAGAAAAGGAAUUUUUACUAAAAAAAAUGCUAUUACGAAUUGUUGCUCAUAUUGGAGGCUCUGCAGUGAGUUUUCACUUGAGAAAGAGUUUGGUUGCUGUGAAUGUUUGACAAGCGCUGUACUUGGAGGAGUGACUUACCUAAGGUCUCCCCGCUGUGGAGGAGUCAGGAUGAGAGUGGGGUUAUAGAAAUCCUCACGUUGUUCUCUUAUGCUAAGUAGGACCAUGUAAUGUAUCAUCCAAACGGGGAUACUUUUUGGGAGUAAAAAGGGAUGCUUUUACCAGUUAUUCCCAGAGUACUGGACUAAACUGGACUGUCCCAAGACUAUUGAAAUCUAUAAACCCUCUAGCUGUAGCAAGAGUUAAUUUGUUAAAUUCUAGAGACUUUUAAAACUUGAGAUAUAAGUGACAUAUGACAUAUUAGUUCCAGGUGUAGAACAUAUGAUUCAUUAUAUGUAUAUAUUGCAAAAUGAUCAUCACAAUAAGUCUAGUUA
Messenger RNA from Myotis brandtii (Brandt's bat), 7098 nucleotides. It is a transcript of the gene NWD1, whose product is annotated as NACHT and WD repeat domain containing 1. The transcript is spliced from 19 exons. Gene Ontology annotation, molecular function: protein binding. NCBI's taxonomy places the organism in Eukaryota, Metazoa, Chordata, Mammalia, Chiroptera, Vespertilionidae. Bases 1 to 4797 code for a protein of 1598 amino acids. The record is from RefSeq and is a predicted model, not a curated record.